Messenger RNA from Prionailurus viverrinus (fishing cat), 704 nucleotides. RefSeq lists its product as uncharacterized. NCBI's taxonomy places the organism in Eukaryota, Metazoa, Chordata, Mammalia, Carnivora, Felidae. The record is from RefSeq and is a predicted model, not a curated record. Bases 1 to 654 code for a protein of 217 amino acids. The transcript has 3 exons.
AUGUCUUUCCCUACCCCCGCCCGCGCCCGGGGCAUCUCCGGCGCCGCUGCAGCGGGCGAGACGCUUGUCCUACAGCGCCUCCUCCUGGACAAGGCGCCGACAGUCCCGGAGAAGUAUAGGGAGUCGGGGCAGGCUCACUGGGCUGCCCAAGGGGGUGGGCGCCUGGAGCUCCUCGGUGGCAGUGCAGGGGCGCGGGGAGGGGCGACUCUUACCCGGAGGCUGCCGAGCAGGAGGCGGCGGUCGGCCAGGGCGGCUGCAGUAAUCCAUUGGGCGCUGCCGGGCUACGCGCACUCGGGGCGGCAGGGAUCCGCUCGUGUUGGGGAACGAGUCGCGUCGGAACCGCGCGGCUGCAGUCACCCGGAGCAGGCCGGCCGCUCCCGGCGAGCGUUGUCGGCGCCGGCGGGGGCCUCCGAGCCCAGGGCUAUUUCCGGGCUCUCCCGCCCGCUGGGCUCCCCACCGGCUCCGGAGGCGGCAGCGGCGCGGCCCGAGCGAAGCGGCGGUGGGGCCACGUUGGGCGCCGGGCGGGAGCGGAGGCCGCCGCGGACCCCGCAAUCCCGCAGCCGGCGACUGGAUCCCACCUCUGCAGAGACAAAGAUGCCGGAACAUUCAGCAAACACCAGGGAAGCAGAGGACACAAGCUUGGAUGUGAAAUAGCAACACCUUCUGCACUGAAGAAUAAUAAAACAAUGUUUUUAAUUACAAAA